CUACCCUGUCUGCCUCUGAGCCUGCUGGGAGUUGUAGGGAGGGAGAAGCCGUCGAGGGGGAGAAGAGCGAGCAGAGAGGGGAGGUGUGUGUGUGUGAGUGUGUGUGUGUGUGACUGAGUGUGUGUGCGGGUCCCAAAACUGGAAACCACUACCAUAAAAAAAAAAAAAAAAGAAAAGAAACACACACAGUCUCUCACGGUGCAGGCGGACGGGUUGUUGCCAGUACUUUACGGAGAGCCGCGAGGAGACCCUGAAAGUUGCAUGAUUGUUUUUUUUUUUUCUCUCUCCUUCUUCUUCUGUGGUGGCAGCAGCGCUGUUGCGCCGCGCGGACUGCUCGAGUGGAUUCAUUGGUUGGAGCAGGAUUGCGCAUAGGCUCUGCCGUAUAUCCACCGCUUAUCCAGAGGGAAGAGGAACCAUGAACAACUAAAACGCGUUCCUCCUUGCUUCAAGUCGAGCGUGUUGCAGAGUUAAAACCUUUUUUUUUUUUUUUUUUUUUUAAAAGUGUAAAUUUGUUUUUCUUAUCUCGCGCUCCUUCCUCACUCUCUCGCGGUCGUUUUUCUCGCCCUGUAUGGGAUGCGUCGGCUGCUUUAGGAUCCCGCUUGUUGACAAACUGUUUUUUUUUUUUGGUUUUGUUUUAAACAAGAAGUUUACAACAAGCCGCGGACGCGAGAAGAGAGAAAAUGUCCACGCCGAGGUUCAAAAAGGAUAAAGAAAUCAUCGCGGACUACGAGAGUCAAGUGAAAGAGAUUCGGGCCCAGUUGGUGGAGCAGCAGAAAUGUCUGGACCAACAGACGGAGAUGAGGGUCCAGCUGUUGCAGGACCUCCAGGACUUCUUCAGGAAGAAGGCAGAGAUCGAGAUGGAAUACUCCAGAAACCUAGAGAAACUGGCUGAACGCUUCAUGGCAAAGACGCGCAGCACCAAGGACCACCAGCAGUACAAGAAAGACCAGAACCUGCUGUCCCCAGUCAACUGUUGGUACCUGCUUCUGAACCAGGUGAGGAGGGAGAGUAAGGACCACGCCACACUGAGCGACAUCUACCUCAACAAUGUCAUCAUGAGGUUCAUGCAGAUCAGCGAGGACUCCACACGGCUACUCAAGAAGAGCAAGGAAAUAGCCUUUCAGCUCCAGGAAGACUUAAUGAAGGUCCUUAAUGAGCUAUACACAGUGAUGAAGACCUACCACAUGUAUCACUCGGAGAGCAUCAGUGCAGAGAGCAAGCUGAAGGAGGCUGAGAAACAGGAGGAAAAGCAGAUUGGCAGGGGAGAUCCAGUCUUCAGCAUCCGAAUGGAGGACAAAUACCAGAGGCGCAGCUCUGUGAAGAAGAUUGAAAAGAUGAAAGAGAAGCGUCAAGCCAAGUACUCCGAGAACAAGCUGAAGUCGAUCAAAGCCCGGAACGAGUACCUACUGACACUGGAAGCGUCAAACUCCUCCGUUUUCAAAUACUACAUCCACGACCUGUCGGACUUAAUUGAUUGUUGUGAUUUGGGGUACCAUGCCAGUCUGAACCGGGCCCUACGGACCUACCUGUCAGCCGAAUACAACCUCGAGACGUCACGCCACGAGGGUCUUGACAUCAUAGAGAAUGCCGUGGACAGUCUGGACCCACGGAGUGACCGACAGAGGUUCAUGGAGAUGUACCCUACGGCCUUCUGUCCACCGACAAAAUUUGAGUUUCAGCCUCAUAUGGGAGAUGAGGUGUGUCAGAUCUCAGUGCAGCCACCAGUGAACGGAGAACUCAUCCUGAGGUUCCAGCAGCUACAGUCUCGCCUGGCUACUCUGAAGAUUGAGAACGAAGAGAUCAAGAAGACGUCAGAGGCCACCUUGACCACCAUCCAGGACAUGGUGACCAUUGAAGACUACGACGUGUCCGAGUGUUUCCACCACAGCCGAUCCACAGAGUCGGUCAAGUCCACUGUGUCGGAGACAUACCUCAGCAAACCCAGCAUUGCAAAGAGGAGGGCCAACCAGCAGGAGACUGAGCAGUUCUACUUCAUGAAAUUCCGGGAGUUUCUGGAGGGCAGUAAUCUAAUCUCCAAGCUGCAGGCCAAACAUGACUUGCUGAAGAGGACACUUGGUGAAGGCCACAGAGCUGACUACAUGACCACAAGACACCCCAAUGGGCCGCUCAAAACCCACACUGGCACCCGGCGGGCUAGACCCCGCUCUGUUUUUAAUGUUAGGUUAUUUAAUGGCAAUAUGGAGUCAUUUAUCAAGGACUCUGGACAGGCUAUCCCCCGUGUGGUUGAAAGCUGUAUUCGCUACAUAAAUCUAUAUGGCCUACAACAUCAAGGAAUAUUUCGUGUAUCUGGAUCCCAGCUGGAAGUCAAUGACAUCAAGAACUCAUUUGAAAGAGGAAACGACCCUUUGACGGAUGAUGAGAAUAAUCACGACAUCAACUCGGUGGCUGGCGUUCUCAAACUUUACUUCCGUGGUCUGGAGAACCCUCUUUUCCCCAAAGAGAGGUUCAAUGAUCUGCUGUCCUGCAUCAGAAUAGAGAACCUGUAUGAGAGAGCGCUGUACAUCCGUAAGAUCCUCCUGACCAUUCCUAGAUCAGUCCUCAUCGUCAUGCGCUACCUCUUCGCCUUCCUGAACCACCUGUCUCAGUACAGUGAUGAGAACAUGAUGGACCCAUACAACCUGGCCAUAUGCUUCGGUCCUACACUCAUGCCCACACCAGACAGCCAGGACCAGGUGUCCUGUCAAGCCCAUGUCAACGAGAUCAUCAAGACCAUCAUCAUCCACCAUGAGACCAUCUUUCCUGAUGCCAAAGAACUGGAUGGGCCCAUCUAUGAGAAGUGUAUGGCUGGAGGAGACUAUUGUGAGAGCCCCUACAGUGAGCAUGGAGCCCUGGAGGAGGUAGAGAAUGAGGGAGGGACAGAGACGCACACCAGCGAGGACGAGGGCGAACCCAUUGAAGCCAUUGCCAAGUUUGACUAUGUUGGGCGCUCUUCCCGAGAGUUGUCCUUUAAGAAGGGCGCCUCCCUGCUGCUGUAUCAGCGGGCGUCAGAAGACUGGUGGGAGGGACGGCACAACGGCAUCGAUGGCCUGGUGCCACACCAGUACAUUGUGGUCCAAGACAUAGAUGACAACUUCUCAGACACUCUGAGUCAGAAGGCUGACAGCGAGGCCAGCAGCGGCCACGCUGGAGAGGAUAAAUGCUCGGGAAAGGACAUCGGUUCACCCACUGACCCCAGGAUCUCUGAGGCCUAUAUUACCAGCAGGCACAAGAAAAGAUCAGAACCACCAUCUCGGCGGCCCCCUGCCCGCCCCAGCGAUGUCCACUGCAUGGUACAUCCCUCCCAGCAUGGUCAUGGAGGACAUGGAGGCACCCCAGAGAUGGGUUCCCCAGUUUUAGGCCACUUCAGCCCACGGGACAUGCUGCGGAGUCGCAACCACAUGCCCAUGGACAGUCCUGAACAUCGACGCCGCAUUGGCCAUGGCAGCCUGACCAACAUCAGCCGCCACGAGUCGCUGAAGAAGAUGGAGAGCCCCCCAAUCCGCCGCUCUACCUCUUCGGGCCAGUACACGGGCUUUACUGAUGCCCACCACAUCCAUGGCGGCAAGCCCCUGGAUCCGGAGACCAUCGCACAGGACAUAGAGGAAACUAUGAACACUGCUCUGAAUGAGUUGCGCGAGCUGGAGCGGCAGAGCUCAGCCAAGCACGCCCCUGACGUGGUGCUGGACACCCUGGAGCAGCGGCAGACCUCCGGCAGCAGCGGUGGCGGGGGUCCCACACCGGCCAGCUCCAGCGAGUCCCUAAGCCCCAUCCACGGCGUCAUGCUGAGGUCCACCGCCAACACUGAGCCACCUAUCCGCCGCAGCACCAGCUCCUCCAGCGAUACCAUGAGCACCUUCAAGCCUGUGGUGGCGCCCCGCAUGGGUGUGCAGCUCAAACCCCCGGCGUUGAGGCCCAAGCCCAUGGUCCUGCCCAAAUCCAGCCAGGCUUCACAGCCUCCAGCUGCUCAGGACCCUCUGGAUAAGUCCUGCACCAUGUAACCUCUGGGACAGGAAUCAGAGAUGUAAAACAAAAACUCUCAAUCAACUUCCGGGGAGUGGCUGCAAAAUGCCUAGAUUUCAUAGACAUACAACAAAUAAUAUCCUAGAGUGUGUAAAAUACAUAGACCUGGACAAUAAAAGAUGUUUCCUUGUGGUUUUGAAGCUGCGAAAGAGAUCAUAAAGAGACUGUAGGAGUUACAAUGUACACAGAUCUGUCAGUCGGACAAAUCUUCUGUUAAAAAAACCUGUACACAGUUAUGUGUUAAUAUGCUUAGGUUAAUGUUAUCUAACAAAUUUCUUUUUUUUUAACUCAAACAACAAAUCACAAAGGCUUCCUUCAAGGUUUUAGUAUAUGUUCACUAGUUAGUUUAGUUUACAGACAUUCAGAAACUGUAUCUUGAACAAAACACGCUGCAUGUACAGUAGCUCCUCUGUUUACCACUGAACCUGAACCUGGAGCUUGAUGGGAACUGUAGUGACCAGAGUGGCAUUCUCACACAUACAACUAGAUUAUGUAACUGUUUUGCUCUUAUCUAGGAGGGCCCUUGAAGGUUUUGCAAACAGGUUCAAAGGCCUUAUUGACUUUGGAUUUCCAAUGUUAAAUAUUAUAAAGGUGCUGUGACUACCUGGACUGAAAUGGUUUGAAGGUUGGACUGAUUACGGGCCCGAAGAGCCCUUAAUAACUAAUGGUACUUUGUUAAUAGACGAUAGGACUGAUAGCAGUAUGCUUUUUUCACUAGCGUGUAAACUCUGCAACUUUCUUUGGCAAGGCAUACCAUCUGUUGCAUCUCAGAAAUGUAUGAAGAUCACCUCUGUGCUGGAUCCACUUAAAUUUAUUUGAACAUAUUUCCAUAUUGCCUGGAAUUACAUAUGACUAUUGGAUAAAACCACUACUUCAUUAUGAACUUUGUUUGAACAUUUUGAUGCAUUGUUGAAUUCUUGCAUCAAUAACUCAUGAUGCAGGGAUAAAAUAUGCCUAAUAACUUAUGCCUUGGCAUCCAUGUAAUCUAUGGGGAGAAGUGUGAAAAAUCCUGAUGAUAAAUCAUCUCCUACCUGCAGUAUAUACAACACAUAUGCUAUUAAAUGGUGUGGAACACAUGCCAUAGCUUCUUUUAUGCCUUGCUUGGCUUUAUUUACCCAAAGACAUGACUGCAAGUUAAAGCAUGGAUGUUGACCCUCCAUAUAUGAUGUAGGCAUUCUUCACAUUGACUGAUGUACAGACUCAUGGCAGCGCCCUGUGGGAGUGCUGCCCGUAGCCAUGGACCUAAUGACUGUUAGUGUAAAAGCCUCCUAAUGUGUUCACCCUGCUUCCUAUGCUUCUCUUUGAAAACAGCAGCUUGCUUUGUGUCCCUCUAGUUGCUUUUAUGUUCAGGUGAGAAUGUCAGUAAUGUGGGGUUUUUUUUGUAUUGUUCUCUGACUGACACUGAGGCUUUCUCUGUGGAUGAUGACAUCUCUAAAUGCCGGACAUGUGAUAGAAAACACAUGGAACAGGAGGAAGUCUCACACGAUGAUGAACAGCAGUGUCAGUAUGUGUCCAGGUCGAGUAAUAAUUUCAAAUGCAAUAGCCCCAUACUGUGUGACUUCCCCCCUGUAUGUCUUUUCCGAAAUAACCUCUGUACUGUAGAAAUAACAGAAGUGGGUGCAUGUCCUGGGAAUGUUUGGCUAGCGUAAUAACACACAGGAAAGACUUGGUUUGCAAUGAAUAAGCAAUGCUCUCUAACAGCAGGUUUACACUAUCUUUGACUUGACAGAUAUUGUGUGUAUAAUAAUCAAAAGAUAAUUGAUUUUCUGAAUUACUAACUUGCAUUAUUUUUGUAAUCAUUUUUGUUAUGUUUGUUGCAUUUCUGGGUAGAAAUGACUUAGAACAAAUGAUGUAGAAUAAAUAUCCAGAUAUACAGUAUGAAGCCAGUUGUAAAAAAAUUAAUAAAAGUGUGCUCUGUCACUAUGUAACAUCAUCAACAGUAGGACUCAGUUAUGCCGUCUGUAGGCUUUAAGCUACUCUGUGGUGUUAUGUACAUCUGUAGUAUGUACUUGUGAAAGUGCCUUUGAAAAUGUUUUAGAGGAACUUCAGACAUUCUGUACCGUUGCAUUUUCAUGUCAGAUGCUGUUUUGCAGUGCAGGAAGAAGACACAUGAAUAAGUAAUGAUGCCAUUUUCCAAACAGUUAUAUGACAGAAUUAAUAAUAAAUAAACUGCUUACCCAUUGUGACAUUGCACUUUUAUGUAUAUAACUGUAUAUAUGGCAUGUAACAUCAUAACGUUUAGAGUUCUUUGAGGGCUUAUACCUCCAAGGAUUUCUUUCUAAUAAAGGAAAUAGUUUGUCGA
Messenger RNA from Dicentrarchus labrax (European seabass), 6322 nucleotides. It is a transcript of the gene srgap1a, whose product is annotated as SLIT-ROBO Rho GTPase activating protein 1a. NCBI's taxonomy places the organism in Eukaryota, Metazoa, Chordata, Actinopteri, Moronidae. The record is from RefSeq and is a predicted model, not a curated record. The transcript is spliced from 22 exons. Gene Ontology annotation, cellular component: cytoplasm. Gene Ontology annotation, molecular function: protein binding. Bases 681 to 3998 code for a protein of 1105 amino acids. Gene Ontology annotation, biological process: negative regulation of cell migration; signal transduction.